Molecule: messenger RNA, 1041 nt
Organism: Sipha flava (yellow sugarcane aphid)
Lineage: Eukaryota; Metazoa; Arthropoda; Insecta; Hemiptera; Aphididae
Exons: 1
Coding region: 1-1041 (346 amino acids)
Molecular function (GO): catalytic activity
Source: RefSeq, a predicted model, not a curated record
AUGAACGGCCAACUGGCAGUCCCACUUCAGCUGAUCGAAUUUUGCAGGGAGGAGAAGGUGGAGGUACUUCUCUUACAGGAGCCGCCAUUAGACUCAGGAAGGUUGCACGGCUUCGACUUCGAGGGGGCUAGGGUGGUAAUGGCAAACGGGAGGGACAAGGCCAAGGCGGCAAUAGUCAUCCUCAGUGACGACAUCGAAGUCAUGGCCAUCAGGGAGCUCACAGAUAGGUUUUUCGCGGUGGCUUCGAUUAGGAAGAAAGGGGGCAAAGAAAUAACUUUUAUUUCGGCGUACUUUAAGUACAGCAUUCCGGUUAUGUUCUUUACGGAUAGGCUAGGGCACAUUCUUGGCAGGAUAGGGGAGGACGCGGUUAUAGGGGCCGACGUCAACACGCAUGCAGAACCUUGGCACAGUAGGAGGGGGAACCACAACGGGUGGGCUAGGGGUACCAAGGUGGUAGAACUCAUCGAGGACCAAGAUCUCAAAGUCCACAACAUGGGGGGAAAACCAGACACGUACGAUAGGCAGGGAAUAGGCUCCUCAAGCAUAGACGUUACUCUCUCCAAGGGGGAAAGGUUAGAGGAAGCCAUAAGGGGAUGGGACGUGAUGGUGGGGGUCACGGAUAGCGAUCACAGGAUCAUUAGGUAUAGGGUAGGAAUGAGCAUGGGAAACCCGGGGGAAUGGGACGUAAAGGUUAGGUAUAACGUUAGGAAGGCAAAUUGGGACAAGUUCGGGGAAAAGCUAAAUCAGGAGGUAUGGGAUAAAAGGGAAAACCUAGAGGGGGAUCUGGAAAUAGCGGCGGGCACACUGGUUGAGGUUAUUCAAGCCGCAAUGAAGUGCUCGAUGCCUAGAUCAGGUAGGAUAGGUAGGAAGAAACCACCUUGGUGGGAUAAGGAUCUGGAAGCCUCUAAGAAGAGGCUGUUAGCGUACAGGAGCCACGACUGGAAGGGGGAGGAUAGGCAGGAGUAUAGGAGGAUUAGGAAUUCCCACACAUACCUGGUUAGAGGGGCGAAAACUAGGUCUUGGAGUUUGCGACGUCGAUAA